GCAUUGCGGAUCCCGGGUCCUUAAAGCUCGUGUGGUUGCUCUGCCCCCGUCCUUCGCGCUUUUUCCUUUACGGCCUGAAGGAGUCGUAGGCAGAAGUCAGGGAGACCCAAGAAACGGAAGAAUGGACUCAGUGGCCUUAGACGAUGUUAAUGUGAAGUUUACCCUGGAGGAGUGGGCUUUCCUGGAUCGGACCCAGAAGAAACUCUACAGAGAUGUGAUGCAGGAAACCUUCAGGAACCUGGCAUCAAUAGCAUGUAUUUUAGAAGAAAAAUGGGAAGACCAUGACAAUGACGAUCAGCACAAAAAUCAUGGGACAAAUCUUAGCAGUCACACAAUAGAGAGACUGGGUAAAAGUAAAGAAGGUAGUCAGUGUAGAGAAACCUCCAGCCAGAUUCCAAAUCAUAAUCAGAAGAAAGCAGCUCCUACUGGAAUAAAACUACGUAAAUCCAGGUUGUGUGGACAAGUCUUCAUGCAUCAUUCAUCCUUUAAUAGCCCCAUGAGAUCUCACACUGGACCCAAACAAUACGAGUAUCAGGAAUAUGAAGAGAAGUUUUAUAAAUGUAAGGAAUGUGGGAAAGCUUUCAAGUAUCGCCAAUAUGUUCGAAUACAUGAAAGGAAACACAGUGGAGAAAAGCCCUAUGAAUGUCCAACAUGUGGUAAAGUCUUUCGUUAUAUAAGUAACUUAUGUAGACAUGAGAGAAAGCAUAAUGGAGGUAUAUCCUAUGAAUGUGAGGAAUGUGGCAAAGCUUUCAGUUCUUCCUGGUCCCUCGGAAAACAUAAAAGUAUUCAUAUUGGAAAGAAGUCUCAUGAAUGUACAAAAUGUGGUAAAGUGUUCAGUUGUUUAAGUCACUUACGUAGACAUGCAAGAACUCACACUAGAGAGAAACACUAUGAGUGUAAGAAAUGUGGGAAAGCCUUGAGUUCUCUCAGCAGAUUUCAAAGACACAUGAUCAAGCACACUAGAGAUGGACCUUAUAAAUGUAAGGUGUGUGGGAAAGAUUUCAGGUGUCCCAAAAACUUUCGAAAUCAUGAAUUGCUACACAGUGGAAAAAAGCCCUAUGAAUGUAAGGAAUGUGGUAAAGCUUUCAGUUCUCCCAGAUAUCUUGGAAAACAUAAAAAAACUCACAAUAGAAAGAAGCCUCAUGAAUGUAAGGAAUGCGGUAAAGCUUUCCAUUAUAUCUUUUCCCUUCGAAAUCAUAAAAGAACUCAUACUGGGGAGAAACCCUAUGAAUGUAAGCACUGUGGGAAAUCUUUCAGUUGUUCCAAUUACUUCCGAAUUCAUAAAAAAACUCAUGGUGUAGAGAAACCAUAUCAAUGUAAGCAGUGUGGCAAAGCUUUUAGUUGUCCCAGGUACUCUCGAAUGCAUGAAAGAACACAUAGUGGAGAAAAGCCCUACAAAUGUAUAAAAUGUGGUAAAGCCUUCAGUUUCUCAAGUAGUUGUCGUAAACAUGAGAGAAGUCAUUUUGAAGAUAAAUCCUGUUAAUGUAAGGAAUGUAGGAAAGCCUUCAUUUAUCUCUCAAGGUGUUUGAUCACACAUGAUAAUCCAGAUUGGAGAUGGACCCUAAAAAUGUAAGGAAUGUUAGAAAGAAUUCAUUUCUCCCAGUUUAUUAUGAAGAAUGGAAGAACUCACCCUGAAGAGUAGCCCUAUCAAUUUAAAAAUUGUAGAAAAGCCUUCAGUCAUCCCAGUCCUUUACAAAAUCAUGAAAGAACUCAUCACACCUAAGAGAAACUUUAUGAAUAUAAGGGAUAUGGGAGAGCUUUUGUGGACAAGUAAGGCUGCACACUGGAGAUAUACCAUAUUAAUGUAAAGAACACGGAAAAAGACCAGUUGUCUCAUUUCCUUGGAAAGCCAUGAAAAAACUCAAAGU
Pteropus alecto (black flying fox) is the source of this 1868-nucleotide messenger RNA. RefSeq names its product zinc finger protein 709-like. The record is from RefSeq and is a predicted model, not a curated record. The transcript is spliced from 4 exons. Gene Ontology annotation, cellular component: nucleus. Gene Ontology annotation, molecular function: RNA polymerase II cis-regulatory region sequence-specific DNA binding; DNA-binding transcription activator activity, RNA polymerase II-specific. Gene Ontology annotation, biological process: regulation of transcription by RNA polymerase II. NCBI's taxonomy places the organism in Eukaryota, Metazoa, Chordata, Mammalia, Chiroptera, Pteropodidae. Bases 122 to 1483 code for a protein of 453 amino acids.